AGGAAAUCAAGCUGGACUGACUUGUGAUGGAGACGAGAGAGGCCGGCCUAGACACCUCCGAUGGCCCUCGCGGACAAAAGUUUAUAAAGACCUGGACGGAAGUGCCUUGACAACAAACCUGGACCUCCUCUACCCAAGCCCAUCGCCAACGGCCCUUGACUUCAAUCUAUCUAUUUUUCCCUUGCAGGCAGCGCCUCAAAAGCUUCACCCGCUACCUCCCACCUACUGCUCACAAUGAAGUUCUUCUCCGCCGUCACCCUCCUGGCCGGCCUUGCCGCUGCCCUGCCCACCGCCGUCGACGUCGCCGAGGACUCGUCUCUUGAGACCCGCCAGCUCUUCGGUUCGACCAGUAGGGACCUUGAGAACGGCAACUCCCGCAACUGCCCCCCUAUCAUCUUUAUCUUUGCCCGCGGCUCCACCGAGUCCGGCAACCUGGGCACUCUCGGCGGCCCCGUCGGCGAUGGCCUCCAGUCCACCUUUGGCCGCAGUAAUGUCUGGGUCCAGGGCGUCGGCGGCCGCUACUCGGCCUCCCUGGGAGAUAACGCCCUCCCUCGGGGCACCAGCCGUGCCGCUAUUACCGAGAUGGUCGGCCUCUUCAACAUGGCCAACAGCAAGUGCCCCAACGCUAAGAUCGUUUCCGGAGGCUAUAGCCAAGGCGCUGCCCUGACCGCGGCCGCCAUCGAGGACGUUAGCUCCGCUAUCCGCAACAACAUUGUCGGCGUCGUUCUGUUUGGCUACACCAAGAACCUGCAGAAUAGGGGCGGCAUCCCCAGCUACCCCUCCAGCAACCUCAAGGUCUACUGCAACACCGGCGACCUCGUCUGCACCGGCAGCCUCGUCGUGACCGCCGCCCACCUGACGUACGGCAGCGACGCCCGCCGCGACGCUCCCCGUUUCCUUGCCGCCAGGAUCAACGCCUCGUGAGCGAGUUUAUCACGCCAAGACAAGAAGCAAGGGACAAAACUUGGCGCAGCCGUUGCCGGGGGCCCCGGGAUAGGCUAGGCGGCCUUCACCUCCCCCCCGCUUCCCCGGGACGGGCGGGAUCAUAGUUCUCUUCUGUGGCAAUACUUGUAUCUGCACGUCGACCGGCAACCAUAGGCGCCUGUAUGGCUGUUAGGAGAUAUUACGAGGCUUAGCAUGCAAUUCGAAUCAUUCGAAUGUGUUGAAUCUUGACGGAAGGUGCUUGGUGACAUGAGCGAAUAAAUGCUGGUUGGUGGGCUGUCUCGAGGGCAACUCCGGUCUGCGGGUCGAGGAGGCCCCGGCCACGUGAAUAAUCAGCUUUCGUCGUCGCGUUAUUAUUAUCUUAGCAAUCCGGCCCGUUAUAUAAGGCCCCGUUCGCGAAAGCUUAUAAGAUAGGAAAUCCUCCUAUCGUGGCGGAAAAAUACAUAACUC
Sodiomyces alkalinus F11 is the source of this 1392-nucleotide messenger RNA. RefSeq names its product fusarium Solani cutinase mutant with Thr 38 replaced By Phe. The transcript has 4 exons. Gene Ontology annotation, biological process: carbohydrate catabolic process. NCBI's taxonomy places the organism in Eukaryota, Fungi, Ascomycota, Sordariomycetes, Glomerellales, Plectosphaerellaceae. Gene Ontology annotation, cellular component: extracellular region. The record is from RefSeq and is a predicted model, not a curated record. Gene Ontology annotation, molecular function: cutinase activity. Bases 235 to 924 code for a protein of 229 amino acids.